CAUGACGGCGGUGACGUUGAGCGCAUAGUUUGUGUGUGAGAUCCUGAAACGAUGAUGAUGAUGAUGUGUGAAGCUCAUCUUCGGUGAUCCUCGAGAAAUCUCCAGCGGAACUCAGCUUCAUUCAACGGUUGAAUGUUUCCCGGUGGGAUGUCAACACGCUGGGCUUGAUUAUAUGGUUUUUCGGGGCGGUUUUCAGAACCAGGACAAGGCCGGUGAUGGUCGGGCUUCAAGCCGGAGAGAGAGACCGAGGAGAGGCUGAGAUUUCUGCGCUCCUUCGUUUAGAGCUGAUUCCUGGUGUGCAGACUCAUCAGAGUACACGACACACACACCGUAAGAUAAUCAUCUGUUGAUAAAACAUCCUCCAGAUGAGCAGCAGAAGAUCAUGGCUUCAGCUGAGCAACUAGACAUGGAGGUGAUGACGCCGCUGAUGGAGAAAGCAGAAGGUGAAGAAGAGGAGGAGGAUGAGAAUGUAGAUGGUGAUGAAGAUUCCAAGCAUCUUCCUCAAGGCAUCACGUUUACUCAAACUCUGCUGCAUCUUUUAAAAGGGAACAUCGGCACAGGAUUGCUCGGGCUUCCUCUAGCAGUGAAGAAUGCUGGCAUAGUGUUGGGUCCGGUUAGUCUGGUUCUGAUGGGUGUAGUGUGUGUCCACUGCAUGCACAUCCUGGUCAACUGCAGCCAUCAGCUGAGUGAGCGGUUGAAGCGUUCUCCCCUUGGUUACAGUGAAACAGUUGCUGCUGCUAUGGAGUUGAGUUCCUCCCAGUGCCUGAGGAGAAGUGCUCAUUUUGGAAGGCACUUGGUGAAUUUCUUCCUGGUUUUGACCCAGCUGGGCUUCUGUAGUGUUUAUUUCGUAUUUCUGGCUGAAAACAUUAAACAGGUUAUGGAGGGCACUCAUAUGAACUCGACGGCAGAAACUGUGCUGUUAUCCUCCAACAGCUCAGAAGCGAGUGUCGCCUCUUCUGUCGCAAUAGAUCUGCGCCUCUACAUGGUCUUCCUCCUUCCCUUCAUCAUUGUGCUGACCUUCAUCAGAGACCUGCGCAAUAUGGCCGCUCUGUCCGCCAUCGCCAACCUCUGUAUGGCCAUCAGCCUCAUCUUCAUCUUCUCUUAUAUACUCAAUGAUUUGAGUGAUCCCAGACGUCUGCCAUACGCCUCCACAUGGAGAAAGUUCCCCUUCUUCUUCGGCACAGCCAUAUUUGCCUUUGAGGGAAUCGGAGUGGUUCUUCCAUUAGAGAAUCAAAUGAGGGAGCCCAAGCGAUUCCCUCAGGCCCUCAACAUUGGCAUGGGCUUCAUCAUCGUCCUUUAUGUAACGCUGGCCACUCUGGGCUACCUGCGCUUCAGAGAUGACAUCAAAGGCAGCAUCACGCUAAACCUUCCACACGACUCCUGGUCCAAUCAGCUGGUGAAGGUCUUGUACUCUUUCGGAGUGUUUGUGAGUUUUGCAGUGCAGUUUUUCGUGCCGGCAGAGAUUCUGCUUCCGCCGAUGUGUGAACGAGUCCGAAAGAGCUGGAGACGAGUGGCUGAUCUUAGCCUUAGAGCACUGCUCGUCUGCCUCACCUGUGUAACAGCAGUGUUGAUCCCGCGGUUGGACCUGGUGAUCUCUCUGGUGGGUGCAGUGAGCAGCUCAGCAUUAGCGCUGGUUUUCCCUCCUCUGGUGGAGCUGAUAGCGUUUCCCAGUCAGCCUCCUCCACCAAUGCUGCUCCUCAAAGACAUCUCCAUCGCCGCUCUCGGCUUCAUCGGCUUCCUCACGGGAACUUACGUGACGGUGGAGGAGAUCAUUUAUCCAGACGUCCAAGGACAGAUCCGUCUCCAUGAUGACGGGAACUGGACCACACCCACUACCUCAACACCCUGAAGACCACGCCCACAAAUGAAGGACCAAUCAAAUUCCAUGUAUAAACAGGAUGCUGCCAUUUUUGUAACACCAUAACAACAGAAACUUCUUCCUAUAGCUACGUUUUACAAUCCCAGUAGUCACACUCCUCAGCUCUGCCCAUUUCAUUUAACGUCGGACCUGUAUUCUAAUUCAACAACAAGUGCCCUGUAAAGUGGACUCCGCAGGAUGUUCAGCCAUAAUUUCAGGGAGCAUGUAAAUGUUUCUUUCGUAUUGCAUUUGAGCGUGUGAGAUCGGAAUUUAUAUUGGAUUUAUUUAUGGAAAUAUAAUAGCUCUUCUCGAGUAUAGCGCUGCAGUGUGAAUCUGUGAAUGAGCAUUCUGAAGUGAAAUAAAGGUUGCUUAAGCGUUGGGAGAGUAUAAUGGAGAAAGGACUAGAGAACAGUGCACACUGCUUAGGGAUCUCAAGCCACGUUCACACUGCACUUUUUGCCCCAUAGACUGAAUUUUUUUUUUUUUCGUCUUUAAAACUUAAUUCUCAAAGCACUUUACACUUAAAAAUACAACGAUAGCAGAAAAUAAAGAGUAAUGCAGAAGAUAAAAAUUAUAUAUAUAAAAAUUAGGACAAGUCAGAAACAUUGUAACCAUAAAACCGAUCAAAAAUCACGUCACAAAUCAUGUCUAAAAAAUAAAUAAAUAAAAUUCUUCAGGGAUACUUAAAAUUUCUUAAGAUUUUUACAUUACAUUCUUUAAAAGACUUGGAUUCAUAUUCAUGCAAAUGCUGUAGAUCUGAAACACAAGCUUGUGCGACAAGUUUCGCUUGUCACUGUAUUCCCAACCUGCGAAAUUGCAUCACUUGAUUGUAUGAGACCAAUAGAAGUUCAAAACGUGACCUUUCUGUACAGAAAUGUUAUAUAUGGAGCAAUCACUCGCUUUAUCAAUGUCUAAUCAUCUUGUUUUAUCCAGCCUGUUUUUAUAGUACCAUACGAUAGACUUUCAGCAAGCUCAAACUCUACAGUAAUGUUAUCAAAAGUUUUGAUUUCGGUACUGACAUUUUUUUUAAACGCAAACAUUUCAACAAUGUUGAGCAAGUUCUUAGAUGCCGCUAAUUGGCUAUUGUGUUUAUAUGCUCAACAGAAUGACUGUGAUUGGCCGUGAAGGUAAUCUGUUUACCACUCUUCAUUGCUGGUCACCAAGUGCAAACAUACAUGGACACUGGAACAGCUUCGAAGGUAGUGUUGAGGCUUCGAAUCGUUUCAAAACCCGACUACAAUGACAUCUAGUGGUCAUUUUUUAUGUAUUGACCUUAAACAACUUCAACCAACUUUAAUAUAAUGAUUUUGGUACUGAAAUAUUCAGUAAUUUGACAACACUAAACCAGUGGUAGGCCAAGCGCCGCAUUGUGAAACACUGAAAGUCAAAGCAAAUGUGUUGAGGCUUUGAAUUGUUUCAAAACCUGACUCUAUAGUGAAAUUGUGUUAAUUUUUUUGAAGUAUUGCCCUUAAACAACUUUACUAUAUUGAUUUCGGUACUGAAAUGUUUUUUAAAAAGUCAAUUUCCCCCAAACAAUUAAGCACUGUUGAGCAAGUUCUUAAACACCACUGAUUGGACAUUGAGUUUACCUGCUCAACAGAAAUGACUGUGAUUGGCUUUGAAGCUCAUCGGUUCACAACUCCUCAUCGCUGGUCAGAGUUUCAAUAUAGAUAAACGGACACUUGAACGUUUCAAAGCCAUGUAGGUACUUCUGACAACACUGUCCAGCACUACUCUAGAGUAGAGUAAGGCUUCAUGAACCACUGAAACAAUCAAAGCAAAUGUGUCAAGGCUUCAAAAUGUUUCAAAACCCAACUCGACAAUGACAUCUAGGGGUCUUUUUUUAUUGCCCCUAAACAACUUCAAUAUAUCGAGUUCGGUACUUUUGACAACACUAAACUAGUGGUAGGCAGAGCGACGCAUCGUGAAACACAUAAAUAGUCGAAGAAAAUGUGUCGAGGCUUCGAAACCGACUCUACAGUGACACCUAGUGGUAUUUUAAAAAGAAUAUUGCUCAAACAAUUUCAACAAAGAAACAGUUAUGCGAAUUAAGCAAUUAAAGCCCCUGUUGUUUCAACAAGACACCAAUAAAUUUAGUGGAGUGGUUAGUGUUCUUAACUGGCGUGCAGACGUAUUGGGUUCGAAUCUAGAUAAAGCAAUCAUGGUAAUUAAAAGUUUGUUAUUUUAUUGCUCCGUUCUUGUGUGUUUUGUUUUAACAUCAGUCUGGAUGAACUCAAUCCGAAUGAACUCUGCAAAUAAAUAUGUGUUGUUUUGGUCAUAAAAAGUCUACAUGAAUACAAGACAAUAAGUCACGAUUUCUGAAUGCUUGUACAACUGGGAUUCAAACUCAGGUCACUCACAGCACAGGUGCAUUAUACACGCAUACACAGUCCUCUUAACAACUGUUUCCCAACCCUGUUCCUGGAGGCACACCAACAAGACAUGUUUUGGAUGUAUCUCUUAUCUGACCCAUUAACUUCAGCUUUUGGAGUCUCUUACAUUCAGAUGAGUUGAUUCAGGUGUGUUUGAUUAGGAAGAGGUUGGAAAAUGUGUACUGCUGGUGUGCCUUCAGCAACAGGGUUGGGAAACACUGCACUAAGUUACAGGAGAUGGUGGUUUUGCUUCAGACCCCAUCACUGAAACACAGAUUUGCCAGGUCAAUCCUUUGAAUCGCUUUAAUCACAUGACCUGGGUGUUUUGAAACAUCUGAGCAGGGUUUGGAAGGCUCUGCGGCUUGGGAUCUCUUCAGUCAGAACACACAUGGAUCUCUUCUAACAUACUGGAUAUCCGAAUUAGCUGUGUUAAAUCAAGGAGACAUGCACAAUAUGCAGAUUGAAGUGGGGUGUGAGGACAGGGAUUGAAAAACGAUGUUCUAUAGGAAGUGAGUGACUGCUGCUCUGGGAUGGAGAACUUGUCUUUGCUGGCUUGAGGUGCUUUUUUAUUGCUCAAUUUGUUUUCCAUUCCACAUGCACAUGCCCAAGGUGUGCUGCUGUAGCAUGGACGUGUGUGUGCGGGAGUGAGUGAUGGUGUGUAUGAAGAAUAUUAUUCUCCGCACAGCCGUAUGGACUUCCCAUGACUCCACCCCUGUUCCUCGAUGGAAUGGCUUUUACUCCAUCGGGUCGCUGGACCGUAUAGCAUGACAAGCCGUCAGCAUUAAACACUGCGGGAGAGCGCCAGAGAAAUAUUGCACACUGUAAAGAAUGUACGUUCCCGCUGACUAGAGCUGUUAUUAAUAAACUAAUCAUUCCUCCUGA
Molecule: messenger RNA, 5112 nt
Organism: Danio rerio (zebrafish)
Lineage: Eukaryota; Metazoa; Chordata; Actinopteri; Cypriniformes; Danionidae
Source: RefSeq, a predicted model, not a curated record